Zalophus californianus (California sea lion) is the source of this 2289-nucleotide messenger RNA. It is a transcript of the gene ALDH3B1, whose product is annotated as aldehyde dehydrogenase 3 family member B1. Gene Ontology annotation, biological process: aldehyde metabolic process. The coding region runs from base 133 to 1560 and encodes 475 amino acids. Gene Ontology annotation, cellular component: cytoplasm. Gene Ontology annotation, molecular function: aldehyde dehydrogenase (NAD+) activity. The record is from RefSeq and is a predicted model, not a curated record. The transcript has 10 exons. NCBI's taxonomy places the organism in Eukaryota, Metazoa, Chordata, Mammalia, Carnivora, Otariidae.
GGCAGCGGCUGGGGGCUCCAUCCCACGCAGAGGACGGGGGCCUCUGCAGCCCCUUCCCCCUGUCCCAGCUGGCUGAAGCCUCCAGGGCAACCAGAGCAGCUGUGGGCCAGGAGACCUCUCCUGCCCCCCAGGAUGGACCCCUUCGCGGACACCCUGCGGCGGCUGCGGGAGGCCUUCGGCUCAGGGCGGACGAGGCCAGCUGAGUUCCGGGCGGCGCAGCUCAAGGGCCUGGGCCGCUUCCUGCGGGACAACAAGCAGCUUCUGCAGGAGGCGCUGUUGCAGGACCUGCACAAGUCAGCCUUCGAGGCAGAGGUGUCUGAGAUCAGAAUCAGCCAGAUCGAGAUUGACUUGGCCCUCAGGAAUCUGAGGGCCUGGAUGAAGGAUGAGAAAGUGCCCAAGAAUCUGGCCACACAGCUGGACUCAGCCUUCAUCCGGAAGGAGCCCUUCGGCCUGGUGCUCAUCAUUGCCCCCUGGAACUACCCUGUGAACUUGACCCUGGUGCCCCUGGUGGGUGCCCUCGCUGCAGGGAACUGCGUGGUGCUGAAGCCAUCGGAGGUCAGCAGGAGCACCGAGAAGAUCCUGGCUGAGGUGCUGCCCCGAUACCUGGACCAGAGCUGCUUUGCCGUGGUGCUGGGAGGGCCCCAGGAGACCGGGCAGCUGCUGGAGCACAAGUUUGACUACAUCUUCUUCACGGGGAACCCCCGAGUGGGCAGGAUCGUCAUGGCUGCCGCCGCCAAGCACCUGACACCCGUCACGCUGGAGCUGGGGGGCAAGAACCCCUGCUACGUGGACGACGACUGCGACCCCCAGACCGUGGCCAACCGCGUGGCCUGGUUCCGCUACUUCAACAGCGGCCAGACCUGCGUGGCCCCCGACUACGUCCUGUGCAGCCCGGACACGCAGGAGCGGCUGCUGCCCGCCCUGCAGAGGGCCAUCACCCGCUUCUACGGCGAGGACCCCCGGAGCUCCCCGAGCCUGGGCCGCAUCAUCAGCGAGAAGCACUUCCGGCGGCUCCGGGGCCUGCUGGGCUGCGGCCGCGUGGUCAUCGGCGGCCAGAGCGACGAGAGCGACCGCUACAUCGCCCCCACGGUGCUGGUGGACGUGCAGGAGACCGAGCCGGUGAUGCAGGAGGAGAUCUUCGGCCCCAUCCUGCCCAUCGUGAACGUGAGGAGCCUGGACGAGGCCAUCGACUUCAUCAACCGUCGGGAGAAGCCCCUGGCCCUGUAUGCCUUCUCCAACAGCAAUCAGGUGGUCAAGCGAGUACUGGCCCAGACCAGCAGCGGGGGCUUCUGCGGGAACGACGGUUUCAUGCACAUGACCCUCACCAGCCUGCCUUUCGGAGGAGUGGCCCAUUUUACAGACGGGGAAACGGAGGUCCUACUGUGUGUGAUCGGCAGAGCCCAGGUGUGUCCGACAUGCUCCCAGCUGGCUGCCGCGGGGCUGACUGCCGUGUCCCAUGCCACCGUACAGGUGCCAGUGGGAUGGGCAGCUACCACGGCAAGUUCUCCUUCGACACCUUCUCCCACCACCGUGCCUGCCUGCUGCGCCCGCCCGGGCUAGAGAAGAUCUACUCCCUCCGCUACCCGCCCUACUCGCCUCGAAACCUGAGGAUGCUGCUGGUGGCCAUGGAGGCCCGCAGCUGCAGCUGCACCCUGCUCUGAGCCUGGCUCACACCUGUGAGUCUGCUGCCCCUGCCACCUGCAGCCAGUGCAGAUGUGCCUGAGGCUCACAUCCGAGGAGGAAAAGACCACAGCCCAGACCAGUGCCUGCCCUCGUCCCCCCUGGGGCUUCUCUCUGUGAGCCCUCAGCCUCUUCCUCCCUCAACUGCCCCCCAGCUAGGACAGGCCAAGGCAAGGGAGCAUGGGAAACAAUGCGGUAACCCGCUUCCCUGCCCCCACACUAGCCACUCGAGUCCCGGGAGAGGCCAGGAGAUGUGGACACCUCUGAGCCACCCUCCUUCCCGUGGAGGAUGCAGAAGGGGCCCUGGCAUCUGGUCCAGGUCACACCAUGGACCUGCAGCGGCCUUAGGCCCUGGGCAGAAAUCCCUGCCCUCCCUGACUUUGUUUCCCUGUCUGUACAGGGGAGGUGAUAACUAUCAGCACCUCCAGAGAUCACUGUGAGGAUUAAAUUUUGGAGUUCAAUAAUAAAUGAGCUGUGGAUCCCAGGCUCCAGGCAUCCUGUCUCCUCCUUUGGGUGGGGCCAGUCUGUCCCCUCUCAGGCCUCUCAGGAGUUCUGGGCACAUUCCUGCCCCCCCCCCCCCAAUGGCUGGCCCUGGGUGCCUUCCCUUCA